AUGCCGUCGGCUGCCGACCUUCCUAACCUGAGGGCGACCCUGCGCAUCGAUGGCAAAGUAAGCACCGGUAAUGAUCGAGCUCAGUUUACUGCUCGGCUUUAUGACGUUCAAUUCUACCCUUACACUCCGCCGGGCGUAGAUCCCAUCUUUGCCGCUACCGGCGGCCAGCAGACCUUCGUGUGCCGUCCGACGCUCGACAGGGACAACGCCGUCGAAAUUAUUCGAGAGUUCAGAGAUGAGGAUCAGGAUCUGGAGCUCAAUAGCCUUGUGUGGUCUCAAGACAUCGACGGAAAUCCUCUACUUUGCGUCGCCGGAAGUCCGUCAUCCAUCAUCAGGGUUCUGAACGUGACCACCGGUAAGCUCACCAGGUCCCUAGCUGGCCAUGGCGCAGCCAUCAAUGACCUCGCUGUUUCUCCUCUCUCACCACACAUCUUGGCCUCGGCUUCCGAGGACCACUCCGUCCGGAUUUGGAAUCUUCAUCCCAAUUCUUCCAAGCAGCCCUGUCCAGUGAUUUGCAGUGGAGCAGAAGGGCACCGCGAUAGAGUUCUCUCAGUCUCGUUCCACUCUUCCGGUAGGUAUCUAAUCUCAGGUGCCAUGGAUUCUUCAGUCAAGAUCUGGGUCCUACCAGAGCUUUCAGACACAGAACCUGGCACAGAUAAAGUCAACAUUAUCCAUUACCCUCACUUCUCCACCACUGAAGUGCAUUCUGAUGUGGUAGACUGCGUGCUCUUUUACGGUGAUCUUGUACUUUCGAGAUCAGCAAAGGAAAACCAGAUCCUUCUCUGGAAGAUCGAUGGCUUCAAUAGCAACAGCCCUCCACCGCCGUUGUCAACUGCAGGCCAGAAUGAAGCACACGGAAUCAACAACCCAGACGAGAGCAGUGAUGCCUACGGCAGUACGGCCUCGGCGUUCGGAAGACGCUUCCAGCGACUUCUCUCAUUCGACACGCCCAUGACACCACUGUUCUACAAUCGCUUCGGCCUCUUCCAUAUGCCGCACAAGCAUCCUAUCCUAGUCAUGGGCAACGAGAAAAGCAGAUUCAUGUGGUGGGAUCUGCAGCGGCUGGAAGAAGGAAGCGACGACAUUGUCAAGACUGAGAUGACGUUCCGCGUCCCUAACAAACGUAAGCGUACAGAACGCGACGGGUCGGGGGUUGGUGCGGGCCGAAGCAACCUGAUCUCGCGCGAAGAGAGCAUUGCGUCGAAUGCAUCCAGCGGAAUCGCAUCAACGGGCACAGGCUCGUCCUCGGUUCAGUCCGGCAAUUCCAACAGCGCAGACAAGAAGGCUGCAGUCAAGAAGCUGUGGAGCAUUUCGGAUCCAUUCGCGCCCGUUCCUCCGCACAAGAGUAUCGUAAUCCCCAAGAUGACGUUCUGCUCGAGACAAAUUGCCUGGAGCGUCGGUGGCGAAUGGGCGGUCGCUGUGGGAGAUCACGGCAUGGUCUGCGUAUUCCGACGAUGGGAGUGA
This is a messenger RNA of Diplodia corticola, 1464 nucleotides long. RefSeq names its product wd40 repeat-like protein. The record is from RefSeq and is a predicted model, not a curated record. Gene Ontology annotation, biological process: negative regulation of transcription by RNA polymerase II. Bases 1 to 1464 code for a protein of 487 amino acids. Gene Ontology annotation, molecular function: protein binding; nucleosome binding. Gene Ontology annotation, cellular component: ESC/E(Z) complex. Lineage: Eukaryota; Fungi; Ascomycota; Dothideomycetes; Botryosphaeriales; Botryosphaeriaceae. The transcript has 10 exons.